UCCAAACACUUCUCCGGUCUGAGCCGAAACAACUGUAGCUAGACAACAACCGUCAUGGGUGAAAUGGCAGAACUCACAGAUAAAUUCAACUCUUUCACCAUGACGCAAUUAAACGAGUUGCUUGAAGACGAUGAAAAACUAAAUGAUAUUGUCAAAGAAAUGGACGAGAUGCGUGAGGUGCAGCAGUUGAAGGAGCUGAUCCUAGGCAGUAACAUCAGCCUGGCUGAACAGAACCUCCAGCUGCAGCCCAGACUGGACCUGCAGAAGAACCAGCUCACCUCACGCUACCGCCACCUACAGGAGCUCUAUGACAACUACCAGCUACGGAAGUCCACACUCGACCAUGGUUCAGGGAACAGUUCUCUGGACAUUCUGCUGGCUCUGCUGCAAGCUGAGGGAGCCAAGAUAGAGGAGGAGACUGAGAACAUGGCAGACUCGUUCCUGGAUGGAGAGCUGCCUCUGGACUGCUUUAUCGACGACUACCAACGGAGGCGCCAUCUCGCUCACCUGCGCCGCGUCAAGAUCGACAAACUCCGAGAGCUGGUGCUGAAGGGUCUCCCUUGGCCCCCCCCGAUCCCCUCCCGGCCCAGCCGACCCCAGGACCUCCCCUCUACCCCCUACACCAAUGGAGCCCCCUCUCCCCAAUCCACGCGAGCUGCCCCUUCUCCCUCCCCUCAACCCCAGCACAGUGGCCUGCCCUACCCGGUCGCCCCCUAUCCACCAAUGCCUUUCCCCAGUCUGGAUGCUACAGGCUACCCCAGCGGCCCCUACAUGCACCAGCCCUACCUUCAAGCCGCUCAGCAACACCCCAUCUCCCCCUCUCCACACCUGCCCCCCCGGACUGGCUUCAUCAUGCAGUGAGGGAAGUGUCUGUCUCCAUAGAAACGCCAUGGAUGACCUUACCUGCCUUUGACCUGUAACUGUGGCACACUGGAGGGGGAGCGUUGACCCAACAAUGAGGGUUGGUGACCUAACCAAUUACAGCCCCUCUGUCAGUAACACAGGGAAACCUCCUCUGACCGGCCUCUCUGAGAGGCUCUUACAGAUAGUCCAGUAGCUACAGCCUGGACAGUAUGUUAGGGGUUGGUUCUCUUUUAGGUUUUUUUAUUCCAAGACUAACUUUCUGAUUAAUCUUCUGAACACAUAGGAAAACCUAACCAUCUCUGUCUGACUGGUAGAUAUGCUGUGUAUAUCAGCUAUGGUAACUUGCAGUAUGGAUGAGUUUUUAUAAUAAGUAGUUUUUGUAAGCUAAUGGUUUUCAAAUGUCCCUCUCCUUGACUGAAGGUGGUGUGUAUACCCUGAGGUUGGAGAAUGUGCUGUGUUGGUAUCAUAACAUAGUUAACUCAAAAGUUCCUAUGCUUCUAGAAGAAGGAGUCCUGUAUUGUCAUAAAUAUAGCUAGUCCAUCAACAAUGAACAGAACUAUUCAACAAAUAGUACAUUUUUAUUUAAAUUCAAAAUGUAUUGCAUGGCAUCGUACAUCUUUUAAAAUCAACUAAUUGGUGAGUCUUGCUUUCAUAUUCAUUGUUGGUGGGUUAUCUUUCCAGCAGGUAGGGAGGAUGUGAAAAGUUCUUAUAGAAACAGAAGACUAGGAAUGUACUGUGUUCUUUUAUAAGUAAGGAGACACCUAAAACAUUUUGGGUGGAUUUGAAUAACUUGCUGCCUAAAAUGUUCUCUUUCUUACUACACACUUGGCUAUUUUGUAUACUGGUAUAAGAGGGAGUUCUCCCAACUAGAAAACGGAUACAUAGAAUGUAUAAAAUAUUAUGAAACAUUUUAGAAAGAUUACCAUGCAUCGUAAGUUCAUAUGUCAACGUUGUCAUGUAUGCAGUUGCCCCUGACAGUAUGUAUGCCUAAAUGAAUUGUUUCCCUGACAUGCUCUCCAGCCAGGCUACAGGAGACUGUUGGACUAGUAUCAGUGAUAGAACCAUGGUUAGCAUUGGAACACUACACUAGAGAUCCAAUUACAUUUACAUUUUUAAUUCUAUGCACUACACCUAGUGGGGAAGAGAUUCAAGCUGGCUGUAUAUCUACAGUGGAUUCUCCCCAGUUGCACUUACAGAACAGCUCACCUCAAAGGAAAAAGCAUUUGGGGGAUCAAAUAUGAAAAUGGUGUAGAAAUGUUAAGGCAUUUUCAACCCCCCCCC
Molecule: messenger RNA, 2145 nt
Organism: Coregonus clupeaformis (lake whitefish)
Lineage: Eukaryota; Metazoa; Chordata; Actinopteri; Salmoniformes; Salmonidae
Product: vacuolar protein sorting-associated protein 37B-like
Exons: 4
Coding region: 55-861 (268 amino acids)
Biological process (GO): protein targeting to membrane; protein targeting to vacuole; ubiquitin-dependent protein catabolic process via the multivesicular body sorting pathway
Cellular component (GO): ESCRT I complex
Source: RefSeq, a predicted model, not a curated record